CUGAGAUACAGCACCUGCUGCUGGCCAGACAGGUGGGGGUCCAGCACGUCGUUGUGUACCUGAACAAGGCGGACGCCGUACCUGACCCCGAGCUGCUGCCGCUGGUGGAGCUGGAGGUGCGGGAGCUGCUGAGCGAGUUCGGCUUCGACGGCGAGAGAACGCCCGUGGUGGUGGGGUCGGCGCUGUGCGCCCUGCAGGACCGUGACCCCGAGCUGGGGCUGCACUCCAUUCUGAAGCUCCUCGAGGCCGUGGACUCGCACAUCCCCCAACCCCCGCGGGACCUGGAGCGGCCGUGCCUGCUGCCCAUCGAG
This is a messenger RNA of Pyrgilauda ruficollis (rufous-necked snowfinch), 311 nucleotides long. It is a transcript of the gene TUFM, whose product is annotated as Tu translation elongation factor, mitochondrial. The record is from RefSeq and is a predicted model, not a curated record. NCBI's taxonomy places the organism in Eukaryota, Metazoa, Chordata, Aves, Passeriformes, Passeridae. The annotation marks the transcript as partial. The transcript is spliced from 3 exons. Gene Ontology annotation, biological process: mitochondrial translational elongation. Gene Ontology annotation, cellular component: mitochondrion. Gene Ontology annotation, molecular function: translation elongation factor activity; GTPase activity; GTP binding.